CCAACUAUAUCCUCCAAUAAAAUGACCAAAAAAAACUCCCUCCAUUACCCACCAUUAUCAAUAAAGCUUUUUUGCUACAACACCAUUUUCCUCGAGUGAAGUGAGCCUUAUUUCUCUCCCUUUUUAGUCUCAAUGAAACCCCAAAAAGUCCAUUAUUACAAUGAUUAUAAAGCAAAGUGCAUAUGAACCACACUGUUACUAAAACAAACCCUAAAACCCCCAAACACACUUGUGUUGUAAUACAAACAAUGUUGCCCAUCAACUGCAUUGUCUUGUUCUUCCUCCUCUCCUCAUUUUUUCCCUUCACUAUAUCCACAUUCAACCUCACCUUUCCCAUCCCACAUCCCAAUCCCAACGAAGUUGCUCAAGAAGUUCAAAGGAGAGUAAAUGCUUCGAUUUCAAGGAGGGAAACCUUACAAACAACCCAAAAAGAUAUAUCCAGUUGUUUAACAGGUAACCCCAUUGAUGAUUGUUGGAAAUGUGACCCUGAUUGGCCUAACAAUCGACAACGGUUAGCCGAUUGUGCGAUCGGUUUCGGUCAAUACGCUAAGGGAGGCAAAGGUGGUGAGUAUUACAUCGUGACGGAUUCGUCCGAUGACGAUGCCGUGACACCAAAGCCAGGAACACUUAGGUAUGCAGUGAUACAAGAAGAGCCAUUGUGGAUUGUGUUCCCUAGUAAUAUGCACGUUAAGCUCAAACAAGAACUUAUAUUUAACAGCUAUAAGACAUUGGAUGGACGUGGGGCUAAUGUGCAUAUUACCGGCGGUGGGUGUAUUACUUUGCAAUAUAUCAGCAAUGUCAUUAUCCAUAAUAUACACAUCCACCAUUGUUAUCAAUCAGGUGAGGCAAAUGUAAGAUCAAGUCCAACACAUUUCGGGUGGAGAACAGAAUCAGAUGGUGAUGGGAUCUCCAUCUUUGGAGCAAAAGACAUAUGGAUAGAUCAUUGCUCCUUAUCACAUUGCAAAGAUGGGUUGAUUGAUGCAGUGAUGGGAUCAACAGGGAUCACCAUAUCAAACAAUUUCUUCUCUCAUCACAAUGAAGUGAUGUUGUUGGGUCAUAGUGAUGAGUAUGAGCCUGAUUCAGGGAUGCAAGUCACCAUUGCCUUUAACCAUUUCGGUGAAAAGCUGGUCCAAAGAAUGCCUAGGUGCCGACGAGGGUACAUUCAUGUGGUUAAUAAUGAUUUCACUCAAUGGGAGAUGUAUGCUAUUGGUGGUAGUGGAAACCCCACCAUUAAUAGCCAAGGGAACCGUUAUACUGCCCCUACUAAUCCCAAUGCCAAACAGGUAACAAAGAGAGUGGACACAGAUGAAGGAGAUUGGAAAGGGUGGAAUUGGAGAUCAGAAGGUGAUGUAAUGGUGAAUGGAGCUUUCUUUGUUGCCUCCGGUGAAGGUGUUGAGUUUAAGUAUGAAAAAGCUUAUAGUGUUGAGCCUAAAUCAGCUGUCCUCAUUGACCAACUCACCAUGCACUCUGGUGUUCUUGGAGUUGGCGGCAGGGACAACAAUUUGGGGAAGUGGAGCAGCGGAGUCAACGGCGAUGGAAGCGGUUUCGGCUCGGGUGAUGACGAAGACGAUGACUAUUCCGAUGACAUGUCGGGAAGCAACAUACCGUUAUCAACUGCAUUUUUACCUCUUUUCAUUGCAAUGUCAAGCUUUUUGUUGUUGUGUUUUGAAGCUAUUACAUCACCCAUGUUGUGACAAAGAGGACCAAGUUUAAAAUCACUUGGUUUCACUUCUAAAUUGUUGUACCAGCUUUCAAAGAAGAAGAAAAUGGCUGGCCUUCUCAUUUAUCUGAAUUCACCAAUUAACUUCCUCAA
Molecule: messenger RNA, 1813 nt
Organism: Gossypium raimondii (Peruvian cotton)
Lineage: Eukaryota; Viridiplantae; Streptophyta; Magnoliopsida; Malvales; Malvaceae
Product: probable pectate lyase 12
Exons: 5
Coding region: 183-1694 (503 amino acids)
Molecular function (GO): pectate lyase activity
Source: RefSeq, a predicted model, not a curated record